Molecule: messenger RNA, 2780 nt
Organism: Poecilia latipinna (sailfin molly)
Lineage: Eukaryota; Metazoa; Chordata; Actinopteri; Cyprinodontiformes; Poeciliidae
Gene: eya4
Product: EYA transcriptional coactivator and phosphatase 4
Exons: 17
Coding region: 418-2196 (592 amino acids)
Biological process (GO): multicellular organism development; positive regulation of DNA repair; cell differentiation
Cellular component (GO): nucleus
Molecular function (GO): protein tyrosine phosphatase activity
Source: RefSeq, a predicted model, not a curated record
CCCCAUUACUGGAGUCGGGGAAGACAGCAGCUGUGCAUGGAUUGACCUCAGCAGCAGCAGCGGCGGCAGCAGAGAGGACGUAGUUAAUACGCAGUGUUCCCUUUCUCUGGUCCCACAGAGUGACAAAGAAAAGUCCAAAAGAAAAAAAAACAAAAGGGGGAAACAUUUUAGACGAAUGCGACUCCUGGAGUACAAAGUGUGAAGCAGGUAGACGGAGAAGAGAGGCAUUUAGGGAGCGAGUGUGAGUCUCUGCCUGCGGGUGAGAGGGCAGUCUGCGUCUUGAGGGGGGAGCUGCCCGAUCGUAGCGCUCCGUAAUGCAUUGUGGAAGAGCGGGAAUGCUGACUGACCUGAUUGCACUCUGAGGUGAAGAAAUCACACCGUGAAUCUCAUGUUCCAGACCCUUCAGACGCCAGGUCUAUGGAAAUGCAGGACCUAGCCAGUCCUCAUAACCGUGUGGGAGCCGGAGACUCGACAGGCUCCAAACUGGACAAGAGCAACCUUGGCAGUCCCUCCAUCACCACUAAUGGAACAGGAGGUGAAAGCAUGACCGUUCUAAACACGGCUGAUUGGCUGCUGGGCUGCAGCAGCCCGCCCCCUGCCUCGGGUUCCAAGGACUAUGUGAAAACAGAGCCUUUGAAUAGCAGCGAUACGGUCACCACGACAGGCGACACGGCACUGGACACAUACGCCGGCUCAGUAAUCACCAGCAGCGGAUACAGCCCUCGUUCGGCCCAUCAGUACUCUCCUUCGCUCUACCCGUCAAAGCCCUACCCUCACAUCCUCUCCACACCACCGGCUCCUGCAAUGCCAACAUACGCUGGCCAGCCCCAGUUCAGCAGCAUGCAGCAGUCAACCGUUUAUACAGCCUACUCGCAGACGGGACAGGCCUACGGACUCUCCACUUAUGAUCUGGGUGUGAUGCUUCCUGGGAUUAAGACGGAGAGCAGCCUCACUCAGAGUCAGUCUCCACUCCAGACUGGCCUCAGCUACAGCCCCGGCUUCACCACACCUCAGCCCGGACAGACUGCCUACUCACCCUAUCAGAUGCCAGGUUCCAGUUUCACUCCUUCGUCAGGCCUCUACGCCACCAACAACUCUGUGUCCAACCCUGCCAACUACACUGCCACACAGCAGGAUUAUCCCUCGUACACGACGUUUGGCCAAAACCAGUAUGCGCAGUAUUACUCCCCCUCCACUUACGGGUCGUACAUGACCUCCAACAGCGUGGAUGGCACCGGCUCCACGGCAGCCUACCAGCUGCAAGAUCCCGCUCCUGCCAUGACCGGACAGGCUGCUGAGAUUCACCCAGGGGACUUUGAUACAGUGCAGAGCCCCUCCACGCCCAUCAAAGAGCUGGACGACAGAGCCUGCCGGAGUGGGGGGUCCAAGUCUCGCGGCAGGGGCCGCAAAAACAACCCUUCUCCUCCCCCUGACAGUGACCUGGAGAGAGUGUUUGUGUGGGAUCUAGAUGAGACGAUCAUCGUCUUCCAUUCUUUGCUCACAGGCUCCUAUGCGCAGAAAUACGGCAAGGACCCUCCGAUGGCAGUCACACUUGGUCUGCGGAUGGAAGAGAUGAUCUUCAACAUGGCUGACACACACUUAUUCUUUAAUGACCUGGAGGAAUGUGAUCAGGUACAUAUUGAUGAUGUGUCUUCAGAUGACAAUGGCCAAGACUUAAGUACUUACAGUUUUGCAACUGAUGGCUUCCAUGCAGCUGCAACCAGCGCCAACCUGUGCCUGGCUACGGGGGUCCGCGGUGGGGUCGACUGGAUGAGGAAGCUGGCCUUCCGCUACCGACGGGUCAAAGAGUUGUAUAGCACAUACAAAAACAAUGUAGGGGGUCUGCUGGGCCCUGCAAAGAGAGAUGCCUGGCUGCAGCUAAGAGCAGAGGUGGAGGCUCUGACCGAUUCCUGGCUCACCCACGCACUCAAGUCCUUGUCCAUCAUAAGCUCAAGGAGUAACUGUGUAAAUGUGUUGGUGACAACGACGCAGCUCAUACCGGCGCUGGCGAAGGUUCUUCUGUAUAGUCUUGGAUCGGUUUUCCCCAUUGAAAACAUUUACAGUGCUACAAAAAUAGGUAUGGAACCGCACACACACCACACACACACACGCGCACACACACACACAGGAACAACCACACACAUUCUGCAUGGCUCACAUCAAAUAACACGGAACGUGAAAUAUGAUAAACUUUAGAGUCCAAUAAAGGGUAUCUAUUAUGUUUUUCUUUGUUUUGUGGAAUGGAUGACAUAAUUUUCAACAAAACCAAAAUGUAAAUAUCACUGUACAAAAGUCUUGAGUCAUUUUUUUUUCUCUUUUCUCCCCCAGUCAGAUCUUAUUAUUAAAAUAGAGAUGUACCAAAGAAUUGGCUGAUGACCAGAUUUCAACUUUUUGGCCCUAAUCUUGACCGGCAAGUUGAUAACUCAAAAUCAUUAUCCCUGAUUAAUAAAUGUGAAAUGCAUCAAGCUGAGAUUUAUUAGGUUUUCUGGUAAAGAUGUGUUAAAAUAUAAACAAAUCAAUAGAUCUUUUAUUGAAAACAAUUUGUGAAGAAUGUGAUUCAACUUGAGAUUCAUUCAGUACCAUAUUUCACACUCUGUAGGUUUAACCCAGGAAUUUUUGUAUGUCAUAUUUUAUUUUAUUUUCUAGCUGUCUGGGAACUUUUAAAUAACAACCAAUAACGUCCUAUUUCCCUGGUGCGUAAAAAUGACAAGAAAAGCCACUCUUAAAAAUGAGAAGGACAAUUCAAGUAAGUCUGUUGGGUUUUACGUUGAGAAAAAGGU